Parathielavia appendiculata is the source of this 1740-nucleotide messenger RNA. RefSeq lists its product as uncharacterized. The transcript has 3 exons. Lineage: Eukaryota; Fungi; Ascomycota; Sordariomycetes; Sordariales; Chaetomiaceae. The record is from RefSeq and is a predicted model, not a curated record. The coding region runs from base 337 to 1719 and encodes 460 amino acids.
CCAAUCGAAUGCUACUGUAACAGUCCGAUAACAAAUACAUGGGCCUCGAAAAGUCAGGGUGGCUCGAGACCGGCCGAGGGACAUCCAGACUUUCCCUUUCAAGGCAUCAGCCGCCACCUCUUCCCACACAAUAUAUCACCUCUUGCACUCUGAAAGGAUGCGCUGGCGCGCUGGGCAAUAGCAUGACGCUUUCUCAGUCUCAAGCAGAAGCAGAAGUCACUUUUCAGGGUGCCCGGCACCUACAACCCUCUCGCCAGCAACCCUAACUCAGAGUCUCCUCAUCACCACCACUGAGCCGUCUUCAUACAUUCCGCGUCACGCCAUAGCCAUGUCACCAUGGGGCUCUACUCCUCCCCUCCACCGGCCAGGCCGUUCAGCGAGGAUAAGGCAACCCUGCUCACGUCUUGGUGGAUCACCGCCAUGUGCGCCGUCGUCAUCAUUCUCCGACUCAUGGGGCGGUACAUACGCGUUGAAAUGCUCUUCGUGGAGGACAGGAUAGCCGCUCUAGCCCUGAUACCACUCCUCCUACGCAUGGCAUUCGUGCAUCCUAUUCUUCUCUACGGCACCAACAAUGUCUUGGUCGACGACCCCCUCCAACUCAGCAAUACCGAAAUCUACCACCGCUCCAUCGGCAGCCGCCUUGUUCUCAUCAGCCGCAUCCUCCACCCUGCCGUCCUUUGGGUCCUCAAGGUCGUCACGCUCGAAUUCUUCAACCGCCUCUUCGGACACACGGGCAAGAACCGCUACACGCUCCUGCUCCGUUUCAGUCGCAUCUGCCUGGCCGUGACCUUCCUUGCCAUCCUCAUCGCCGACCUCGCCGAGUGCAUGCCCUUCGCCUACUACUGGCAGGUCGUGCCCGAUCCCGGAGGGCAUUGCCGGCAAGGGUAUGUCUACCUCCUCGUCUCGACCGUCUGUAACGUCCUAACAGACGUGCUCCUUGUCGUGCUGCCCGUGCCAAUCGUGGUCAAGAGCCGGCUGUCGCCGGGCCGCAAGACGCUGCUGGUUUUGCUGUUUUGUCUGCACUUGUUCACCGUGGUGGUGGCCGUGUACCGCGUGCCCGAGAUCCUGCGCGAUGACGGCUACCAGCCGACGAGGACCAUGUGGGCGUCGGCCGAAAUCCUGGUGGCGACGUUUGCGGCUAACGCGCUGACGAUUGGGACGUUUGUGAGGGAUACGGGCGCCAAGAAGAAGAGGUUGCGGUACCAGCAUAAUGACUCGGGGCUGAGGAGCGCGAAGCGGGAUUCGAGGGCGGAGAUCAGUGUGGGGAGAAAGGUGUCGUGGAACGACCCUGACUCUGACGGGGAGGAGGAGACGACGGCUGAUCAAAGGCCGCAAAAAGGUGGAGGAACGGAGGGGAGGAAGUUGGGGGAUAUCGGCGAUUCCGGGAGGCCGCAACAGACCGACCGCAGGGAGGGAGCUAUUUCCCGUACUGAGAGCCUGGAUUCGUUGAUACCACGGAGCCGAUACAACAUGUCUACGACUGACGAAGGCGGAGUGAUGAAGACAACGACAAUCAAUGUCACCGUUUCCCAGGUGGCAGAUCUUGGAUAUUCGUGUACUGCCGAGGCGGCCGGGCUGAUGCUCAGACCUGCCGAUGGGGUCGUAACUGCGAGUGCAAGAGGUAGAGUCCGGGGAGCCACGAUUCCCCUGAGGGAACUGGAACCUCUGUCUGAACCUAUCGGCGGUGCCCAAGGGCUCAAGGCUGAACAAGGAACUUGAGUUAUCCAUUUUUGUCUAGAC